Molecule: messenger RNA, 2932 nt
Organism: Nerophis lumbriciformis (worm pipefish)
Lineage: Eukaryota; Metazoa; Chordata; Actinopteri; Syngnathiformes; Syngnathidae
Source: RefSeq, a predicted model, not a curated record
GCGGAACGAAGCGAGCUACUUCUCAAAAUGUACUCUUAAAUGUGUACAUUUCAAGAAAGAGAAGUGUUCGUCUUGUGUUAUUAAGGCAUAUACAAUGGACGUUGUGGACUUGUGACUCGAAAUGAUAAGACUCUUGUUUUGAAAAGCGGAAGCGUAGGAGAGAGACUUUGAGGAAAUCGACGCUUGCGUAGGGAUAACGCAUGCUAACCAGUAAUAUUCAACAAUAUAUUUUAAUGUUAUUCUAUUAGGACAAAGGAAAAUAUUUUACGAAUCAUUGGACAUUCUUCAAAAUCAAGUGGGGAAAAUGAACAAUUCUGGCUUGCCUCUCUCGCUGCUCCACCUCCUGGUCCCGCCGCUGCAGCUCCGCUCUGCUGCAAUGUGGCAACUUGCAAAACAGAAAGAUGUGAUGAAUUACCAUAAACUCCAAGAGUUUGUGUCCAUGCUGACUGAGGCAAUGCCUGGACUGAUGAACCACAAACAGGCGGCCCAGCUUAUUCUGGGUCUCAGAGCCCGUUUGAUCCUGGAGCUGUGCAAAGGUUCUGUCCGAGGUUCUGUUGACUUUCAAACAGUCCAGACGCAUUUAGAAAAACUCCCGCUACAAUCAAAUCACAGCGAUGCAGAGGUGAAAGCAGCAGAGUCCACAUUCGUCGCCCUGGUUCAGAGCCUCCUUAAAGAUCCAGCUGAGCGAGCGUACUUCUUCCAGGAGGUCUUCCCUAUGGAGUACGGACCAAAGUAUGACGCUGCUCUUCAUGUGUUGCUAUGGGAGCUGCUCUCCAAGCUGGAGAAGCUGCUUCCAAUACCAGACCUCAAACAGACUACAGACUGGUUGGGCUCAACUUCUGUCUUAUUGGAUGAAUGUGUCCAGUCCACGACAGAAGAACUGAGCUUGAUCUUUGAGCACUGUAGGACUUCUGCACUACUUAAAAUGCCAGACAGCACCUCCACCACUCUUGGCAGCUGCAUCAUAUCCGCUCUAUCAAUCCCGCCCUCCGACAAAGCGAACAUCUCAGUCGGGCCUGAGUUAGUCCACAACUACGCAAACAUCGUUGGGGCCGACCAGUACAGCGUGGUGACGGUCUUCACAGAGGUGGACGUCGGGGUGUUGGACGUACCGACCGAAGUUCAGACGGGUUUCUACGAGGAAGAAGUGGCACCCAUCAAUGCUGAGGAGUCCGCAGCAGAGACCGUGGACGUCGCCACAGCCCUGGAGACUCUGGAAAUGGAGAGUCUGGAAAACGAUGAAGGUGCCUUUGAAGAUCAAGAAAGGAAUGUUCUGGAUGAGGCGAAAGAUGAUGUCCAAGCUGGCGAUGUGAGAUAUUGCACUGAAGUGAAGGAGGCUGCUGUUGAAGAUGAAAUGACACACUCCUCCGCUGAACUUCCUCCUGACUCAUCUGACUGGAAGAGCAUCCAAGCUGGCCAAGGAGCCACCUCGUGCGUAAUCGCCGUCAAAGGAAGCGACAAAGGACAUUCCGAUGAGAUGACCUCCAUUAUCUUCACAUGCUCGCAGUGUCCCUUCCACCAAUCAGAAGACAACAGUCCUCCCCACUUCCAUAUGCAGAGCGUUGACACUGAGGAAUACCGCAAGCUCUCAGGAACCAACUUGACUCCAACUCCCUCAGACACAGAUGAGAUUUUUACAUCCAUUAAACUUUUUCCACAAGGAGGCGCAGAGCAGCUUGAAAGUGCCGGUAAAGACGAGUCUGUGACUUCCGCUCAGGCUCCAAGCAGACUGACGUGCGAGACGUGCGGCAGAACCUUCACGCGUACAUCUGACGUCAGGCGACACCAGCUUACCCACACGGGCGAGCGGCCCUUCCGCUGCUCGCAGUGCGACCGCACCUUCCAGCACUCGUGGGAUCUGGCCAAGCACCAGAGCAAGUCGCACGCCGCCGCGGUCUCCUUCACCUGCCCGCCGUGCCGCACCACCUUCGCCAACCUGCGCGCGCUGACCGCCCACCACAAGAGGUGCCAUUCAGGCGAGAGCCGCCUUCCGCACAUCUGCUCCAUCUGCAGCCGCAGCUUCGCCUCCACCGCCGAGCUUCUGGAGCACAGGACGUCACACGUGGCCCCCAAGCGCUACGUCUGCCCGCAGUGUGGCGAGUGGUUCGACUCGCUUCUGGCGCGCUCUCUACACCGGCAGACGCAUCUGGUCAAGCACCAUUUCAAGUGCCCGCACUGCGAGAAGACAUACACGCGGCGGUCGGACGUAAAGAGGCACAUGUCCACGCACACGGGGGAGCGUCCUCACAAGUGCGGCCAGUGCGGCAAACAGUUCUCGCUGCACUUCAUGCUGGUGAAGCACCUCCGUAUCCACACGGGCGAGCGGCCGUUCCCGUGCUCGCACUGCUCCAAGAGGUUCACCCUGGCAUCCGUGCUGACCCGACAUGAGAGGAUGCACACGGGGGAGAAGCCCUUCCUGUGUUCCCAGUGCGGGAAGGCCUUCUUGUCCCAAGGGGAGCUCUCCAAACAUCACAGGUCGCACGUGGAGGACAAGCCCUACGCCUGCUCGCAAUGCGGCAAACGCUUCAAGAGCAAGAAGACCCAGCAGGAGCACGUGGUCUCUCACACCGGCAUCCGCCCAUACCCCUGCACCUACUGCGGCAAGGGCUUCGCCAAACCCUACGCGCUGACCCGACACCACCUCAUGCACACGGGAGAGAGACCCUUUCCUUGCAGCUACUGCGACAAGACCUUCCUCACCCUCAGCGAGGCUCAGCUGCAUCAACGCGUCCACACGGGCGAGAAGCCGUACGCCUGCGGCACCUGCCCGCUCAAGUUCAAGAGCUCGUCGGAGCUGGCGUGGCACAAGCGCAGCCACGCGGGUAUGAAGCGGCUGAGGCCAAAGUGCGGGACGUGUAAGAAGAGCUUCUCGUCCAAGGCCAAACUCAAUAAACACAUGGAGACGCACGGCGAAGGACUAACGGCUGAAUGA